GAAUUUGAAAUCAAUGCAAUUUUUAUUUCUGCUUUAUGUUUCAAACUACUUGGGUUCCUUUUCAGAUUUCUCACAAGAAAUGUAAAAGACAACGAACCAGAAUUAGUUUUUAUUGGAAACAGCACACCUUCAAAGUCUUAUCUCAACUGAAAAGUGAACAAGUUCUAGAUAAGCUAUACAAGUCAGUCGUUGUGUGUGUUCGACAGCAAAGUUUUUCAACCGCACUUAAAACGUGUAGAGCUUUAAUGGCAGGAGGUCUAGACCGUUUGGAAAUAACUUUAACAACACCCGAUGCAUUUGAGUUGAUUCACACGCUGUCCAAUGAAUAUCCUCAAGCAACCAUUGGUGCGGGAACCGUUUUGAAACCAAGUCAAGUGAAACUUGCUGCAAAGUCAGGAGCUUUGUUCAUAAUGAGUCCCGUACUUGUUCACGACGUAAUAGAAGAGGCCAAACGUCACGAUCUACUUGCUAUUCCAGGUGGAACAACACCUUCCGAAAUAUACAAUUGUUUUUCAGCCGGUGCUUCUCUUGUAAAACUAUUUCCUGUAGAGUCAUUCGGUGGUCUCUCCUUGGUGAAGACAGUUGCUGGACCGUUUCCGGAUAUUCCCUUACUUCCCACUAGUGGCAUCACUUUAAAUGCUCUCCCAGAGUAAGUAAGGAAGGGAAACUUUGUAAACACCCUUCUUACCACCAGCUCAUUAUGGGCCCAAGACUAAAAGUCCGCUUUGUAUAGGUACUUGGCAGAGAAAAGUGUCUGGGCCGUUGGAGUCUCGAAACAGAUAGUUGAUAGCAACGCUCUUGCAAACGAAAACUGGAAGCUAAUUGAAGAUAAUGCGUACCGUUGGAAAAUGGCUAUUCAAAAGUUUAUUAGCGUCCAAAGAUACUCGAGUUACAAAUGAUUAUUUCCAUUUAUGGGACUUUGAUAAUGAAGUUGUCCUUACAUAUUAGUUGAAAGGAUUCUCAACGUACAUGGGACCCUUUAUUUACCAAGCUAGUUACCCUUGUCAUGUUUGUAUCGAAAAUAGACUCAAUUUCUCUUAUGAAAGUCUUUUUUUAAGAAAACUUGCAAUGGUUGAAUACAUACAACUUCAAAAAGAUUCAAGUAUUGCUAAAGAGUUGAAACCAUCUAAUAACGUGAUUAAAGUUUCUCCACAAUUG
Messenger RNA from Galdieria sulphuraria, 1158 nucleotides. RefSeq names its product bifunctional 2-dehydro-3-deoxyphosphogluconate aldolase /4-hydroxy-2-oxoglutarate aldolase. Bases 36 to 653 code for a protein of 205 amino acids. The record is from RefSeq and is a predicted model, not a curated record. NCBI's taxonomy places the organism in Eukaryota, Rhodophyta, Bangiophyceae, Galdieriales, Galdieriaceae. Gene Ontology annotation, molecular function: lyase activity. The transcript is spliced from 3 exons.